This is a messenger RNA of Hipposideros armiger (great roundleaf bat), 2710 nucleotides long. RefSeq lists its product as uncharacterized. NCBI's taxonomy places the organism in Eukaryota, Metazoa, Chordata, Mammalia, Chiroptera, Hipposideridae. The transcript is spliced from 6 exons. The record is from RefSeq and is a predicted model, not a curated record. The coding region runs from base 1 to 915 and encodes 304 amino acids.
AUGGGACAGACUUCAUGCUCGUGCAGGAGGAGAAGCUGCGACCCCCGUGGCGGGGGCAAGCGGCAGCGACUCCUGCAGCUGCGCUGGCGUCAUAAGUUCCUGUGGAACCUGCGUGCGGCCUGGCUGCUCCUGGAGGAGCCCCAUAGAGCGGCUGUGAUGACCAAAUGGGUGAAGAGCGUGGUCCCACCGAGCACCGACCGCGCCUGCGCCGUGCACUUCGCCAAGCUGAGCGCGCCCUGGGAGUUGCUCGUGUUCUACGAGGAGGAACUGAGGCUGUGCGCAUCGCUGCAGAUUCCUGGUAAAUUCCCACGACCCCUACUUUUACAACACGCAGAGGCACCGAAUGGUGAGACAGUUGCCUGCGGAGAGUCCAGCUGGGGCCUUAUGUGGAUGGAGCUGGCCCAGGAUUCUCCCUGGCGGUGGCAGCGAUCCUGGCCCACCAGUCUUUGGGCAGCAGAAAAGCGCAGAGGGCCCCUUGGAACUGCCCUGGUACCAGGUGCUGGGUGCAGACCUCAACCCUCACCAAUUGCUAUACUUAUACUGGGCCCACUGGGGAUGCUGGAACAAGUACUAGUCCCUGGACCAUGUACGAGAGUGCUUUGGGGAGAAGGUGGUCAUCUAUUUUGUCUGGCUAGCAUCUUCACAGCCUUCUGGGCCAUGGCCUUCCUGGAGCACUUCCUGGAAGUACAAGAGUGGCUCCUUGGCCCACCACUGGGACUGCAUGCUUUUCAGGAAGAGGAGGUGAUGCCCAGCUCAGCCCUCCAGACCCACAACUCUGCUUCCCAGAGUUCCCAGACGUCACAGGUAUGCUGGGAAGAGCUGAGACCUGAGAGUCUGACAUCCCAGUCUCCAAAUCUAGCUGCUUCCCAGACUUUUCCUGGGCCACUUUUCUACCCUCUCCUGACAUCAGGAUGAUGUUAAACAUUGGGAGCCUUUAGGGUCUCAAAGAGAAAGCCUGCCUCAGACAAGGAAGAAGGGGGAAGCAUCCACUUACCUACCCAUCCAGCCACCCACCUGUCCAUCCAAACAUCUAGUCAUUGAUCCCGAACCUGUUUGUGUCUCUCCAUCUCCACAGCCACCCCGCACCCUCGGCCCAGUCCAAGCCAGUAUUCUUUCUCACCUGGAUCACUGCAGUAGCCUCCCAACAGGCCUCCCUGCUCCUAGUUUUGCCCCACGUAAUCCAUUCUCAGCUGCCAGGACAACCCUGGAAAUAGACAUCACAUCCUGCAUUAUCCUACUCAAGGCCUUCCAGUGGGCUCUCAUGGGAUGCACUUGGAAAACCAUCCAAGCCCCUCACAGAAGCCUACAGGAUGGCCCUGUGUGAUCUGGCUUCUGCCAUGCUCUCCUCCACUGGCCCCACUGGUUCUUUGCUAUUUCAUGCACGGGACAAGGUCAUUUCCACCCCGCGGCCUUGGCACUGGCUGUUCUCUGCUAGAAUCCUCUGCCUCCAGACUUUAUGUGGCCUACUUCUUGUCUUUCAGAUCUCAACUUACAUGUCAUCCUCUUAGGCCUUCCUUGGUCCCCGAUCCAAAGAGGAUCCCUCUCACUGUUUUAAUGUCAUCACAACAUUUAUCACUAUAUUUUCUAGUUUACUUGUUUCUUUUCUCUCCUCUGACACUAGAAUGUGAGUUUCAGAGACCAUGUGUGUGAUAUUGCUAUAUUCCCAGGUCCCAGAAUAGUGCCUAACAUAUAGAAGGCGCUUAAUAAAUGUUUGUUGGGUGAAUCUUUAAAUCAUAACCUAUCUCUCCACCUAUCCAUCUGUCCAACCAUCCAUCAUAUAAUCCAUCUAACAGAGCUGACAGGAAAAUAGAAAACAGUCCAGAUAUUUCAACAGAGAGGAUUUAAUAUAAGGUGUUGCUUGGUUAAAUAGAUUUUGGAGGCCUGAAAAAGCAGAAAGGGAACAUUGAGCUAACAAGGUCAGUGUGACUAGUGCCCCCUGGAGUAGGGUAGUGCAUAACUCAUGUGACCUAAAGCAUGGCACUGCCUUUGCACACGCUGUUCCUCCCCCCCCACCACCACAGAAUGCUCUCCCUCCACUGUCUCCUUACUUAGCAUCUUUUCCAGUGAGUAGUAAUUGAAUAAACUGAUACAUUAUCCACUCAUCCAUCCAUCCAUCCUCAUGUCCAUCAUCAAUCCAGCCACACUUUCAUCUGCUUCCCCAUGUAGCCUGCCAUCCAUCCAUCCACUGAGCCACCUGUCUAUCCAUCUACCCUCCACAUGUGCACCCUCUUGUAGAGAUUUGCCAAUUGUUUUCCCAUCUGUCCACCUGGUGCCCACCCAUCUAUCCACCUAUCCAUCCAUCUACAGGCUCCUACCCAGGCCCUGGGAAGAAAUGCCCUGCAGAAACAAAAACGAAUAAUUCCUGGACUUCCAUAGCUCCCUGUGCAGGCAGGACAAGGUGGAGGGCCUCUCCCACCCAGGGUCCUGACAUACAGCCUCUUGGGCCCCAAAAUGCACAUUUCUGUUGCCCCCUCUGACAGGAGUGCCCAUGUCUAGAGUUUGCUACCCUAGCCCCACAGAUGGCCCAGAGCCCAGUGACAGGCCCUUCCACAGCUGCAGCUUGGUCCCAAAGUGGGAGGGCACAUUGCCCAAAGAUGCAGUGGCCUAUGGGUUUGUGGGACACCUUUGUCAGUACGGCAUGCUGCUUGGCAUUCAGAAUGAGGACGUGGGCCGGCUGAGUGGCACAUUGGUUAAGAGCUGGCUUGUGACG